Molecule: messenger RNA, 974 nt
Organism: Solanum verrucosum
Lineage: Eukaryota; Viridiplantae; Streptophyta; Magnoliopsida; Solanales; Solanaceae
Product: psbP domain-containing protein 6, chloroplastic
Exons: 3
Coding region: 20-772 (250 amino acids)
Source: RefSeq, a predicted model, not a curated record
CCAGAGAAAAAAAACAGAAAUGGCGCUGAAGCCAUUGUCUUCCAUAUUCCCAAAUUCAACAAAUCCACCAUUAACACCUGCAAAACCCCAUCAUCAAAACAUAGGGCUAUCAAGAAGAGAUUUCAUCAAUGUUGGUCUUUCUGUAAUGCCACUGCUCAUAUCCCCUACUCCGUCUUCCAUUGCUCGAGAAGUUGAAGUUGGUUCUUUCUUGCCUCCAUCUCCUACUGAUCCUAAUUUUGUUCUCUUUAAAGCCACUCCGAAAGACACUCCUGCUCUUCGUGCCGGAAAUGUGCAGCCUUACACAUUUAUUCUUCCUCCAACCUGGAAACAACUUCGUAUAGCUAAUAUAUUAUCUGGAAAUUAUUGCCAACCCAAGUGUGCAGAGCCGUGGGUGGAGGUGAAGUUUGAAGAUGAAAAACAGGGUAAAGUUCAAGUGGUGGCUUCUCCUUUGAUCCGUCUCACUAACAAACCUAAUGCAACUAUUGAAGACAUUGGGACCCCUGAGAAAGUCAUUGCUUCUCUUGGCCCUUUUGUCACAGGAAACACUCUCGAUCCAGAUGAACUCCUUGAGACUUCUAUAGAGAAACGUGGUGAUCUAACGUAUUACAAGUACGUUCUUGAAACUCCAUAUGCUCUUACUGGAUCGCACAACCUAGCAAAGGCAACAGCUAAGGGAAAUACAGUUGUCCUCUGUGUGGUCAGUGCCAAUGACAAGCAGUGGGCAUCAUCACAGAAAACUCUACAGGCUAUUCUUGAUUCCUUUGAAGUGUAGUUCCUUCCCCUCUUGUCUUAAUUUAGAUGAACCGUCUUCAUUUUCACUGUGUGUUCCCUUACAUAGAGCGUCAUAGGAUGAAUGCCCUGAAAUGAUUUUUGUAACGCAAUAAACAAGAAUUGCUUCUGUCGAAUCCAGAUUAUAUUGUUGUUUUUAUUGUAUCCCCUUUUCAAUUGUAUCAUAUCAAGACGUAUUCCAUCCC